Amborella trichopoda is the source of this 909-nucleotide messenger RNA. The record is from RefSeq and is a predicted model, not a curated record. Lineage: Eukaryota; Viridiplantae; Streptophyta; Magnoliopsida; Amborellales; Amborellaceae.
UAGUAGGUGACAGUUUAGCUAAAUUGUUCCCUAACUUUGGCUACAAAAUUGGGGGAUGGAGAAUAGAAGGAAGCAAGGCAUUUGUUAUUUUAUCCGCCAUGGUUGUUCUCCCUACUACUUGGCUAAAAAGCUUGGGGAGAUUGGCCUAUGUGUCAGUAACCGGUGUUUUUGCUUGUGUGGUGGUGAUGGGUGCAGUUAUAUGGGUUGGCCUAUGUGGUGGGGUUGGGAUUCAUGAGAAAGGAAGCCCUCUAAAUUUAAGUGGCAUACCAGUGGCAGCUAGCAUUUAUGCUUUGUGUUUCACUGGGCAUGGUGUACUCCCUACCAUCAUUGGGUCAAUGAAAGAUAGGAGCAAGGGUUCAAAGGUACUGACCUUUUCCUUCAUCACUUGUGUCGUGGCUUAUGCACUGAUGUCGAUAUUCAGUUACCUAAUGUUUGGGGACCAAAUAAAAUCGCAAAUUACUCUAAAUCUCCCUGUUAAAUAUUUUAGUUCCAAGAUUGCAAUUUAUGUUGUUGUUAUACUUCCAUUAUCAAAAUAUGCACUAGCCAUGGCUCCUGUCACAGCUGCCAUCGAAGAGAUAUUUCCUCUUUGCAAGAAGUGUGCAGUGAGUCUAUCAUUGAGGACGAUGAUGGUGGCUAUCACAGUCAUAGUUGCUCUAAUAUUUCCAUUUUUUGGGUCCAUGAUGGCGUUUAUUGGAUCAUUUCUUGGCAGCACCAUUGCUCUAAUUCUACCAUGUAUUUGUUACCUGAAGAUCUUUGAGGGCACAAAGAGUGGCAGAAUAGAGAAAGUUAUAGUGAUGGGGAUUUUAAUGAUAGGUUUUUCUAUUGCAACUCUUGGGACGUAUUUCAAUGUCAAGCGCAUUAUGCAACAAAUGUAAAUUCUUGAUGUGAUAAUUCAUGUGAUGUUGAUAA